UUCCUGGUCAAUUGGCAAUGCAUAAGAAAAUACCCUGAUAACCGAUGCACGAUUUCCAUGUACCUGGAGCCGUUUACCAUCUGGACAAUUCACUAAACGGUUCAAUGGACACGUCCGAAGACCGAUCUUGUAUUCCACUGUUCUGCUUCAAAGGCUUAGUGCUAUUUAUGUUAUUUAAAGUCCGUAUGGCGAACUAGAUGGAUUAUACAUGUAUUGUAGAUUUCUGACGCAGGUAGAUCAAUUUUACUGAGUGGUGGUCAGUAUAUACCAUGUUGCCCUAAGCUAUUUUUGCUGGACGUUACAUUAUCGCAUGGCCAGGUUGAAAUAAUUUUAUAUAUACAUGGCACAACCGGACAGUGUUGUUAUAUACAUUUGGGCAAGUAUACAAUUGACUAGCAAUUCGUGAAUGAACAAGGUUGUUUUACCUUUAUUUAUAUGUAGCAUAAGAAGUGGCAUUUUGUCUGUAUCAGGUCACGAGCUCUCUCGUGUGAACGUACAGAUUCUACACGUGAUGAUUUGCUGUCGAUGUAUCGAACCGUUUUGAAAGCAGACGACAACAAUACCCAACGCUGUAAGCAGCCGACAUGUGGGACACUUUGAACUGAUACGGAACGAAUGGUAUCGCUAUGAAAUUCAGGAUUCGACGAUUACUGGCAUGGACUGUUUUGUUUCAUACCGGGAUAUUUUGUCUAUUGUUGCAAUAUAUGUUCCAAUAUGACGAUUUUCAUGAACCUCGGUCGGCCCUAGGGCGAUAUAUGGUGAACAGAAACCGGACACUGCAUCGUGUAAAUUCCGACAAGCAGACGAUAUCAUUUCUGAGGAAUAUUCUUCCAGCUGUGGAAUUGAGUAAUAUCACUCAUAAUUCUACAACUAAAGAUGAUAACAAUAUUAACCAUCCUGUUAACAGUGACAUUCCAGCACCUCAAGAUAGCUGUGUGCAAAGACCUCCACAAUCUGUGAUAGGUCGCAGCAUCGUCUCGGGGGAUUUUCAAACCAUUAGUCAUUCUCAAAGAGGAUUUGUUGUGUCAGCUUCCUUGGAUAACAUAGACAAUAUUACCGGAACUCUUCAUGUGAUCUCUAUUAAGGAGACUAAUUUCGGAAAGUCUACAAUGUGUGUUUUCUGGAGUUCGGAUCCAAAGGUUGUUCAGCCAAUCUCUACAUCUGUCACGAAAGUUGUCAAGAUAAAUGAGCAUCACGGGAAAAGAUAUGCUGCUGCCUAUUUCACGUGCAAUGUGCCUUACAAUAUAAAACCAGCAGGAGUAUCCUUGACAACUCAACGAUGCGAAAACCCGUCCAACUUUUUGCCAAUUCAAUACCCCGAGAAACAAAAAUGGCAAUUUACCGUGUGCGUCACCCCACUCAACUUCCGAUACAGCAAGGCGUACGAAUUGGUGGAGAUGAUUGAAAUGAACCGGAUUUUAGGAGCCGACCAUUUUGUGUUUUACAAUUACAGUACGCAUGUAAACGUAGACAAGGUUUUGCAGUAUUACAUUAAAAUGGGACUUGUCGAGGUCGUACAGUGGCACCUCCCGAUGAGGGUCGAUGUGUGGCCAAAGGUUAAAGGUCACACGACCGAAAUUCAUUAUUUUGGUCAACUCGGUGCUUUAAAUGACUGCCUUUAUAGAAACAGAUACAAAAGUCAGUAUUUAGUUUACCAAGAUCUAGACGAAUUUAUUUUCCCGUAUAAGCAUAAAAAUUGGAGCGAAAUGAUAGGUUCUUUAGCUCAACGCAGUGUGUAUAUGUUUAGGAAUACAUUCUUUCGUAAAGACUGGAACGAUACCGAUGAAUUUUUUGACGGAAAAGAUCUAGCUGUGAAGUAUAAAUCUACGAUACUUUUAAAAACAAUGAGAGAGGCAAAGAUAUUUGGUCUAAGACAACGAUCUAAAUACAUCAUCAACCCUAGAAAAGUAGAUACUGUUGGAAUUCAUAAUGUGUGGAAAGAACGAUCAGGGAGUAGUUUACUGAAUGUGCCACCAGAUGUCGCCUUAAUGCAUCAUUACAGAAACUGGGAAAAUCCGCAUGAUAAGAUGAAGCGCGAGGAUGGUUUAAUAGCACUUCAAUACAAGGAUGAGUUACUGGGGAGAUUAAAGAAAGUCUGGACAACCCUGAAGGACGUGGAGUUAGGGCCAUUGGGAUACUAGAUAUAUUCUCCUAGAUAGAGUUAUCGCCCCUGUGUAAGUCUCGUCCAAACAGAACUUUGUUGCUUGUGCAUUAUACGCCAACCACAGGGGCAUGUCUAGUUAUAAUAAAAAUAGCCAGAAAUACCUUUAUCUUUAUAAAUAGGUAUUUCUGGCCAUUUUUCUAUAUAAGACUAGACAUGCCCCUGUGCACCGACUGUGAAUCAGGAAAUGUGUUUGAAAAUAUAGGGGCGAUAGUAAUUAACGUACAUGUAUUUAUUGUUGUUAAAGAAUGUUUGAGUCUAUUUUUGCAUACUUUGUUACAUGGUUACAUUGUUUUUAUCGUACAUAACGAUUUGUGUUGACCAAUUCCUCAAUCGGAAGUGAUUUGUAGUGAUUUGGGUAUGAGAGAUAUUUUCAUAUACAUAUAUGCGUCGACUUCAGCCCAAUCACAUUUUCUCAAGAAACAUUUUCCCAUUUUUUCUGAAAUUUGUACAACUUUUCAUUCUCAUUUGUGAUGAAAGCUUGAAAUAAAAUCAACAUAUUCCCCCAUAACGUUAAGUAAUUUAAUCUUGCUUUUAACAAGCAUUUUCAUUGGCUUAAAAUUUAUGUUAUCAACUCAUAACGUAAAAAAAGGCAUUUGUAGCGUCGCUUUUGAUUGGCUGAUAAGGGGCGUUAUAAUGUCUGAUAGAAAAGAGUGAACCAAUAAAGUGGGAUUUCACAGGGGUUAUUGAUGGCGAAGUAAAUUAGAAGGAUUAACUGGAAUAUAUUUUCAUGUUAUGGAGCUAUAACAUACACAAAAAAAUGAAUAAAUAGAUAAAUAACAAAAAAAAAAAAUCCGAAGUGUUCUCUCAUCCUAAACUUUAAUUAAAGUGCAUUUUUUUCUUCUUUUUUUUUUUUUAUCCAUAACAUAAAACUAAAUUCAAGGUAAUCCUUAAUUUUUCGGCAAUUUCAACAUCAUUUCGGAUUCGAUGUGAUAGACUGAACCAGAGAAAAUUUAAAUAUGAAAGAUCUACAACA
This is a messenger RNA of Pecten maximus, 3137 nucleotides long. Its product is annotated as beta-1,4-galactosyltransferase galt-1-like. The record is from RefSeq and is a predicted model, not a curated record. The transcript has 2 exons. The coding region runs from base 627 to 2141 and encodes 504 amino acids. Lineage: Eukaryota; Metazoa; Mollusca; Bivalvia; Pectinida; Pectinidae.